Ruditapes philippinarum (Manila clam) is the source of this 1761-nucleotide messenger RNA. Its product is annotated as acid phosphatase type 7-like. Gene Ontology annotation, molecular function: metal ion binding; acid phosphatase activity. The record is from RefSeq and is a predicted model, not a curated record. NCBI's taxonomy places the organism in Eukaryota, Metazoa, Mollusca, Bivalvia, Venerida, Veneridae.
AAAUUGCUGAAGAUUUCAAGUCCUACAGAAACCGUUUCUCGACGCCUAACACGCCAUGGCCGAUACCACUUGAUAAAAUGUGGUACAGCUUUGACGUUGGACUAGUUCAUUUUAUUAGUUAUUCAACAGAGGUUUAUUUCACCUAUAACGAAAGAUACGUUUGUCAGCAGUUUGAUUGGUUAACACGUGAUUUGAGAACAGCUAAUCAAAAUAGAUAUAAAACACCAUGGAUAAUUGCGUUUGGACAUCGACCAAUGUACUGCUCAAAUAACGACGGUGAUGAUUGUACCGAUGCUUUUUUGAAGGGAUGGGUGAGAUCUGGACUUGAGUCAUUGUUUAAUGCCCAAGGUGUUGACCUUGUGAUCGAGGCACAUGAGCAUUCAUAUGAGAGACUGUAUCCUAUGUUUGACGGGAAGGUAGAGCGAUUUAAUUAUACCAAUCCUAGAGCUCCUGUCCACAUUAUUACUGGUGCAGCUGGUUCAACAGAAGGAAUAGAUGGCUGGGAAGAUUCGCUCAAACAUUGGUCGGCAUUCAGGUUCACUAGAAAGCCACAUCAACAGAAUAUCCAGUCAUUCAGCGUUCUUGAAAUCCAUAACACCAGUCAUUUACUAUUUAUACAAAAUGAUGCUUUGGAUAAUUCAACAAUGGACCAUUUUUGGCUUGUUCAAGAAAAUCACGGUCAGUUUGUAGAAAAUAUAAGUUGUCGCGGACCUUAUCCACACAACUCUUGUGUCUGUAACAUGCCUUUGAUGUGCAAUAUUGAAUUUUUUAUGAUACUUACUUUUGCUUUGCUUGUAAAUAUAACUUCCGGUGUUUUUUUUGUGUGUGUAUUUUUCAAACGUCGUUCUAAACAUCUACAUAAAAUUCAUGGUAUAUGCAACAACAGAUGUGUAAAAAGCAAGGGCAAUAGAAGAGUUAGCGAUUCGUCAUUUGAGGACAGUGAUACUGAGGAACUCCUUCUGGAAGACUUUGAUCUGUGAACAUAGUUCACAAGUUACAAACAGUGUUUAAAUGUAUCCGUCCAGUUGAUCGUACUUUUAGUACCUUUAGAUGGUUUCUUUCUUGUUCACAUAUACAUGUAUAUGCUUCUAAGUAACACUUUUAAACUAUCUUAGAAAUUGUAAUCCAUGUAGUCUUAUGACUUUUUUCUAACUUCGUGCGGGCGGAGUAUGGCAGUGUCUUCGCUGCUGAUACAAUAAGCAUGUUUUAAACUGGAAUAAAUACAGUAGUUUAAUAAGAAUAUUUGAUAUUCGGUCUUUUCAUGGACAAAACAGGUAUCUCAUAAGCACCUGUAUAAAAUGUUACAAAAAACGUUACAACACCUUGUGAUGUGAAUCUGUGCCAUUAGCAAAUAUUGUACAUUAUUUAUCGCUCUAAUAUAACAUGUAAUAUAUGUGCCUUUUAUGUUUAUGUUUUUAUAUCGUUUUAUAUUUUACAGUUUUAGUCGUGAUUUUUGACUGCUAAAAUGCAGUUUCCGUACAUAAAAAAAUAUGUUUUUAUGUCUUUAACUUGUGUUCAUAAUGGUAAACUCGAUUUAGACGGUGAUAUCGGCUUGGAAGGUAACUUGCAUUUACCAGUGCCGUCUAUGAUCAUGCUCAAUCAAACCAAGCCUGCAACAUUUUCAGUUUUGCCUUGUUGGGCCUUCUUUAGGGAUUCUGUUUUUCUCCAAUUUAGAAUUCCAAGCAUGGCUAGAAUUUUAUGAUUUAUGAUUUAUUGUAUGUUAACAUCUGCAUUAGAUUACAUUUAUCAUUGCAUUAUACA